AUGAAGCUACUUCUCGUUCUUGGUACAUUCAUCGUCGUGGCAUGCGCCGCCGUCGAUGAUGUUUCCAUUUCAAACUUCAAAGUGGGAAUUUUGGCUAAGGACCAACAACCGGACGCUGAGAACUUGAAGACCGUCGCCAUUUUCUCCAAAUUAUCAGGAGAGCUCAAAGCCGAAGCUUCCCAACGUCUUUAUGUAUCCUUCAACAUCGCCAAGAAAGCCGACAACGCCAAAGUUAAACCACAACAAGUCUUCCUCCGAUUUGUGGCUCAAAAUGGAGAAGAUGCAGUAGUUGUUGUCAACCCAGAUGCGAAUGGAAACUACCUCUACGAUACUGUCCUCCGCACUGCCGCUAAAUCCUUCCACAAUCUCAGCGGUCAGUUCAAGAUCAGUCUUAUUGUCGGUGAUGUCACUAUCAAGAAUCCUAUCAACUGGCACUUCGCUGACAUCGACGCUGCUCUUCCAGUUGCCUACGAGCCAACCCCAAAAUCGCAACAAGUGAGAUAUGAGCCACUCAACGAAAUCACCCAUCAAUUCCGCGAACCGGAAAAGCGUCCAUCUGCAGUCAUUUCCGAUUUGUUCACUGUUGUGUGCUUAUCUCCAUUGGUUAUUCUCUUCGGAUUGUGGGCUCAAAUCGGAAUCAACUUCAAAAAUGCUCCAGCUUCCCCAUGGGUACCAAUCUUCCACAUCGGUCUCGCUGGCAUUUUUGGUCUCUACUUCCUCUUCUGGGUUCAAUUUGACAUGUUUGAAACUCUCAAGUACCUCUCUGUUCUCGGAUUCCUCACCUUUGUCGCCGGAAACCGAGUACUUCGAGCGAUAUCCGAAAGCAAGCAAAAGUCAGACUAA
This is a messenger RNA of Caenorhabditis remanei, 843 nucleotides long. RefSeq lists its product as uncharacterized. Bases 1 to 843 code for a protein of 280 amino acids. Lineage: Eukaryota; Metazoa; Nematoda; Chromadorea; Rhabditida; Rhabditidae. Gene Ontology annotation, biological process: protein N-linked glycosylation. Gene Ontology annotation, cellular component: oligosaccharyltransferase complex; membrane. The record is from RefSeq and is a predicted model, not a curated record. The transcript is spliced from 4 exons.